GGCCCUACACCGCCCCACACCGCCCCAUAGAUCCCACAGACCCUACUGUGCGCCCCCGAGCCCCACAAGGACGGACUCUGGGGGUCCCCACCCCAUUGCAGGCACCUUUGGGGCCGAGAUGGAGCGCAGCGCCUGAGCCCGACGGGUCCGAGCCAUGGAGACGGUGGUCAUCGUGGCCAUCGGGGUUUUGGCCACCAUCUUCCUGGCGUCCUUCGUGGCGCUGGUGGUGGUGUGCAGGCAGCGCUACUGCCGCCCCAAAGACCUCCUGCACCCCUAUGACACCAAACCCAUCGUGGACCUCAUCGGGGCCAUGGAGACGCAGUCGGAGCCCUCGGAGCUGGAGCUGGACGACGUGGUCAUCACCAACCCCCACAUUGAGGCCAUCCUGGAAAACGAGGACUGGAUCGAGGACGCCUCGGGCCUGGUGUCACACUGCAUCGCCAUCCUGAAGAUCUGCCACACGCUGACAGAGAAGCUGGUGGCCAUGACCAUGGGUUCGGGUGCCCGCGCCAAGUCCCCCUCCAGCCUCGGUGACAUCAUUGUGGUGGCCAAACGCAUCAGCCCCAGGGUGGACGACGUGGUCAGGUCCAUGUACCCCCCGCUGGACCCCAAACUGCUGGACGCCAGGGCCGCGGCGCUGCUGCUGUCCGUCAGCCACCUGGUGUUGGUGGCGCGGAGCGCCUGUCCCCAACCCGGUGACCGCGACUGGGUGGACCGAUCGCUGGCGGCCGCCGAGCGGCACAUGGCCGCGCUGCGCCACGCCGCCAUGGCCACCGAGCCCGAGAGGAGCGCGGCCGCCGAACCCUUCCGGCAGGAGCAGUCCGCCAUCUGAGCACUGCGGCGCCGGGAACGCCUCCAACGGGGACAUCAUCAGUGCCACCAAUGGGGACAUCGGCAGUGCCACCAAUGGGGACAUCGGCAGUGCCACCAACGGGGACAUCGGCAGCGCCACCAAUGGGGACAUCGGCAGUGCCACCAACAGCGCCACCGGCCGCGCCAUCGCCGGUGCCACCACCUGCGUGUCCAGGGCUGCUGAUGCCAUCACCGGAGCUGCUGAUGCCACCAAUAAGGGCCACCACCGGUACCGGUUGGAUGCCACCAGCAGUGCCACUGAGGCCACCAUAAGGGCCACCACAUGUGUCACCAGUGUCACUGAGGCUACCAUGAGUGCCACCACCGGUACCGGUUGGAUGCCACCAGCAGUGCCACUGAUGCCACCAUAAGGGCCACCAGCGGUGUCACCAAUGCCGCUGGUAUCCAUUGGAUGCCACCAGCAGUGCCACUGAUGCCACCAAUAAGGGCCACUGAUGCCACCAUGAGUGCCACCACCGGUACCGGUUGGAUGCCACCAGCAGUGCCACUGAUGCCACCAUUAAGGGCCACCACCUGUGUCACCAGUGUCACUGAGGCUACCAUGAGUGCCACCACUGGUCCCGGUUGGAUGCCACCAGCAGUGCCAUUGAUGUCACCAUGAGUGCCAUCACCGGUACCAGUUGGAUGCCACCAGCAGUGCCACUGAUGCCACCAAUAAGGGCCACUGAUGCCACCAUAAGGGCCACCACCUGUGUCUCCAGGGUCACUGAUGCCACCACCAGCAGUGCCACCACGGGUACAGGUUGGAUGCCACCACCAAUGCCACUGAUGCCACCAAUAAGGGCCACUGAUGCCACCAAUAAGGGCCACUGCUAGUGUCACCAGUGCCACUGAGGCCAUCACUGGUGCCAGAUGGAUGCCACCAGCAGUGCCAUUGAUGCCACCAUAAGGGCCACCACCUGUGUCUCCAGUGCCACUGAUGCCACCACCAUCAGUGCCACCACUGGUACCAGUCGGAUGCCACCACCAAUGCCACUGAUGCCACCGGCAGUGCCAUUGAUGCCACCAUGAGUGCCACCACUGGUCCCAAUUGGAUGCCACCAAUGCCACUGAUGCCACCAAUAAGGGCCACCACCAGUGUCACCAGUGCCCCUGAGGCCACCACCAGUGCCACCACUGGUCCCGGUUGGACGCCCCCACCAAUGCCACUGAGGCCACCAGCAGUGCCCCCAUCGGUGCCCCCCGCAGUGCCACCACCCCCCUCCGGAAGGAGCAGCCGCCCAUCCCGGCGCUGGGCUUCCAACGGCGCCCCCCGCAGUGCCAAUAAACGCCCCGUGACGCCGC
Messenger RNA from Gallus gallus (chicken), 2157 nucleotides. It is a transcript of the gene TMEM98, whose product is annotated as transmembrane protein 98. The transcript is spliced from 7 exons. Bases 155 to 832 code for a protein of 225 amino acids. NCBI's taxonomy places the organism in Eukaryota, Metazoa, Chordata, Aves, Galliformes, Phasianidae. The record is from RefSeq and is a predicted model, not a curated record. Gene Ontology annotation, cellular component: endoplasmic reticulum.